CUCGUCGUUUUCCUCCACGUUCCCCCCUCCGCCGUAUCCCCGCGUUUCGCCAUCGUUAAGAGCGGGAUCUCCCCGGUGGCCGGAGCCAACUCCCGGCCGCGCCGUAUCCUCUCGUUCCUUUCUUCCUCUGUAGCCUUCGUGGAGCCAUGGACGACGAGAUGGUGGAAGCCGUUCAGGGGGUAUUCGUCUGCUUCGAGGUCGAUCUCGAUUACGAGUUCGACGCGCCGAGGUACUUCGACUUAGGACGGGAGGAGACGCCGGCGGAGGCUUGGGCUGCGGAGCUAUGGUUCGAUACCGCCGGGAGCUACCCUCCCUCUCCUCUGAUAGUGAAGUUAUUUUUGGGAAAAGAUAUACACAUAGCAGCUACAAGUACCAAUUCAGAUCAUAAAGAUUUGGAUUAUAAAAAUCCGGAUGGUUCUCAUGCAGAUUCUGCUGCGCCUGAAUUUAUGGUUAAUGACAUUGAUAGAGGACAUACAUUCCACAAUUCUAUGCUGCAAGGUGUAUCAAAACUUGACCAUAAAUCUACUUUUAAGAAUCCUUUCUCAAAAAGAUCAACUUUGAUGAAGCCUACUGCAAGUCAAUUGGCCAAACAAAACCGAGCACGUGAAGUGACGUCAGUCAGCAGGUUGCAGAAACAGUUACAAGUUAAAAAAGAAAAAAGAUCUGAAGAUUCAAAUAAUUAUACUCUUCAAGCUACCAAAAGGCAGAGAUUGGAGAAAGGACAUUGCUGCAAGGGAAAUGGUGUCAAGCAGCAAAUCGACUUGUUUCACAAAGUCCCAGGAAAGCAAAAUGGACUUGCUGAUGCCAAUAACCAGCUUCAUAGACUGAAGCUUACGAUACCAAGGGAACCUGAGUUAGAAACUGCAAGAAGGGCACUUAGUUCAAGAGUUCAACAACAAAGGUUGGAUGAUGCUAAAUGUCUUGUCGAAGGAAUGGCACAGACUACUUCCACAUUCAAAGCACGUCCUCUAAAUAGAAAAAUUCUUGAGGCUCCAUCUCUGCCCCUUCCUCAAAAGAGCACCCCUAGAUUGCCCAAAUUUAAAGAAUUCAAUUUUAGAACUCAUGACAGGGCUCUACUACACAGCACAACUUCAUCAUCAUUGAUUUCAAGCAGUCAUAUUCCUGCUGCUAGGAAAAGUUCAGUACGGAUACGAUAUCAGAGUUCUGGUCACCAGCAACUGCAUAUUGGGGAUAAGCGGACUGCUGAAAGUAAAGACAUGCCAGCAGAACUCAGAGCUCAAACAUUAAAUCAAAAGAUUUUUGAAAGAAAUGGAGAUGAGGUUUUUCAAACCACCAAGUGGGAAAUAACAGUACCCAAGGAAUUCAACUUUUCAACAACAGAAAAGCUUCAGCAGACUCCACUAACUGAACAUUUUAACAAGCUCUCCUUGACUUCCGAAGCACAAAAACCUACUGCUCUGCCAGAGUUCCCGAGGCCAAGUCAUCUAGAUACUAAGGACUCGAAAGAAAACUUGAUCAAUGGUGUACAGAAAUAGCAAUGAGGAAAUAUGUAAUCAGUGGAGAAACUUAAGAGCCUGGAGAAGCAUAUUUGUCAUCACAUUGAAGUAAUGCAUCGAUCCCUUUGCAGGAGCCGCGGCAUUUUUGGUAAUAGGACAAGGGGAUAGCUGAAUUUGUACAGGUUUUAUUUGAUUUUUUUCAAGAGUUUGGAGUACUGCAUUUGAAGAUGGACUUACACAUCCACUCCCGGUAUAAAGAAAUCGGGAGUUGACUCAGCAAACAUAUGGCUUUGCUGUUCUGCCAUAUAGUUUUGGUUAGGCAGUCUCUUCAGCUCUUCUCUUUACUGAACCAUACCAUGCAAAGAAGUUAGAGUUUACAUAAUUCUCAAACAGCUCAGGAAGCACAGAAUUAGAGAAGCGCAAUUAGAUGGUGUCGUCGACCAGAGGAAAAACAGGUCAGAACUGUACAAAAAGCUGCUGUAAUGGUUUCCUUCUUUUUAUUUUUUUUUGACAUUCAUGUGUCAUACCAAAAGCUUCGAGCUGAGAUGUUUAAUGUUGAGAGCUUCCUUUCUUCGUAUAAAUUGAGCAGUUUCCUCUC
Molecule: messenger RNA, 2055 nt
Organism: Musa acuminata subsp. malaccensis (wild Malaysian banana)
Lineage: Eukaryota; Viridiplantae; Streptophyta; Magnoliopsida; Zingiberales; Musaceae
Product: protein TPX2-like
Biological process (GO): regulation of mitotic spindle organization; activation of protein kinase activity; mitotic spindle assembly
Cellular component (GO): spindle; nuclear microtubule
Molecular function (GO): protein kinase activator activity; microtubule binding
Source: RefSeq, a predicted model, not a curated record